AUGUCUCACCAAAAUAUUGAAGAUGCCUUUAAAGUUCUCAAUGAAGAAUCAUCAGAUUUAUAUCUGGGCAGUGACAUAGCAGAAGUAGAUAAAUUGGAGCCAUUAGAAUUUCAAAGAGAAUAUGUAUCAAAAAACAUACCUGUUAUUAUUAGAGGUGGCUGUAAAAAUUGGCCAGCAACUUGCAAGUGGAAUACAGAAUUCUUCAGAGAAAAAUUUUCCAGAAAAAAAAUCACAGUAACAUUAACUCCAAAUGGUUUGGCUGAUGGAAUCACUCGGAAUGAGGAUGGAAGAGAGUACUUUGUAAUGCCAGAGGAAGUUGAAAUGUCUAUGGAUGAAUUUUUAGAUAUAUUAGAAAAUAAAAGUGAAAAUCUUAUACCCUACAUUCAACGGCAGAAUUCCAACCUUACAGAAGAUUUUAGUGAGCUUAUGAAGGAUGUUGAAGAUCAUGUAAGUUUUGCUAGUGAAGCCUUUAAUAAAAAACCUGAUGCAAUCAACUUUUGGAUGGGCGAUGAGAGGGCUGUAACUUCAAUGCAUAAGGACCCAUAUGAAAAUAUUUACUGUGUGAUUGAUGGGUACAAGGAUUUUAUACUUAUCCCACCUACUGAUUUGCCGCAUGUACCAUACAAAAGAUAUCCUCAAGCUGAGUUUAAGAAGACAGAUCAGAAAUGGACAAUAGUGCCCGUUAAUAAUGAAUCUAAUUGCGAUGGAUUACCUUGGAUUUGUAUAGAUCCUCUUAAACCAGAUUUGUCAAAAUUCCCAGAAUAUGAGAAAGCUCAUAAAUUUAAGCUGAGGCUUCACAAAGGGGACUGUCUUUAUCUUCCGAGCCUCUGGUUUCAUCAUGUUAGACAGAGCCAUGCCUGUAUAGCCGUCAACUAUUGGCCUUGGUCAAUAACAGUUUUGACUGUCAUAUCGGCAAAACUCUUAAAAACU
Messenger RNA from Brenthis ino (lesser marbled fritillary), 930 nucleotides. NCBI's taxonomy places the organism in Eukaryota, Metazoa, Arthropoda, Insecta, Lepidoptera, Nymphalidae. The record is from the annotation of a GenBank genome assembly.